This is a messenger RNA of Acanthosepion pharaonis, 507 nucleotides long. The record is from the annotation of a GenBank genome assembly. Lineage: Eukaryota; Metazoa; Mollusca; Cephalopoda; Sepiida; Sepiidae.
AUGCUUGUACUACUUCUUUCCUCUUUCCAAUUGCUAACAACAGUUUCUUCUUCAAUUGAACAUGCUUGUACUACUUAUUUUCCUCUUUCAAUUGCUAACAACAGUUUUCCUUCUUCAAUUGAGGCAUGCUUGUACUACUUCUUUCCUCUUUCCAAUUGUAACAACAACAGCUUCCUUCUUUUUUUUCAAUUGAGACCUUCUUCAAUUGGAACUUCUACUACUUCUUUCCUCUUCCUUCUUCAAUUGAACAGUUUCCUUCUUCAAUUGAGACAUGCUUCUACUACUUCUUUCCUCUUUCCAAUUGCUAACAACACUUUAAACAGUUUCCUUCUUCAAUUGAGACAUGCUUCUACUACUUCUUUUCCAAUUGCUCUUUUUUUCUUGCUUACAAUUUUCCUUCUUCAAUUGAGACAUGCUUGUACUACUUUCUUUCCUCUUCCAAUUGCUAACAACAGCUUCCUUCUUCAAUUGCUUUUCCUUCUUCAAUUGAGACAUUUCUUCUACUGA